This is a messenger RNA of Rhizophagus irregularis DAOM 181602=DAOM 197198, 1628 nucleotides long. RefSeq lists its product as uncharacterized. Gene Ontology annotation, biological process: transcription elongation by RNA polymerase II. Gene Ontology annotation, molecular function: RNA polymerase II complex binding; chromatin binding. Gene Ontology annotation, cellular component: Cdc73/Paf1 complex. NCBI's taxonomy places the organism in Eukaryota, Fungi, Glomeromycota, Glomeromycetes, Glomerales, Glomeraceae. The record is from RefSeq and is a predicted model, not a curated record.
CACUGGUAAUCGGCUUAUAAAAUCUGGACUGAUAUACAGGAAUUAUGACUGAAUAUCAAAUCUAGCAUGUUAAUACUAUGUUAAUACUAAGUGGACUAAAAAUUUAAAAUUUUUAUUUCUUUUUCGGUUUAGAUAGCGAUUUUUUUUAAAAACCUUUAGCUCGAAAUGUCGUCUUCAAAAUCCAAGAAUAAAAAUCGUGCCGACUUUAAUUACAUAUGUAGUUUGAAAUAUCGACACAUCCCUCCAACACCGGAACAUUUACCACUCGAUCUUAGUUGGAAUGUUGAUCUUAACUAUUUAACAGAACCCGAUUCAUUUUUCGAAUCAUUUCAGGCUUCUCGUCUCCCUUUAAUAAGUGAUUAUGACCUAGGAAUGAAAACCGAACUUAGUGACUACCCGGGACUUUUUCUUGGGGAUGAAUCAGGGUUAAAUCCCCGAAGAGAAACUACUUCAUUUGAUAUAAAUGAUCAAGCUUUGCUUUGUGUAGGUAAAGAUCCAGUAACUGUAAAUCAGGAUUUAUCAAGGUUAAAAAGAUUAUCGAGAAAUGAGCCUAAAGAAUGGUUAAGACGUACACAGUACUUAGAUUCAGAAGCUGUUUAUAAAACAAAUAAGACGACUACGAUGGAGAGUCGGAUGGCUGCUCUGAAAGCUAAUUUAGACCUGGUGGAUCAAUCUCAUGAAGAGCAGAUUAAGGCCAUUGAUAGAACUUUUGAAAAAGCAAAUGACCCAGAAUUUCUUUCAACAUUAAAACAUCCAUCAAAUUCUUCAUUAAAGGUGAAAGAAAUUAUUCCUGUUUUUCCGGAAUUUCAAGAAAGUUUACGUGGGCAGAAUAAAUUUGAUAGAGAUCCGUGGGAAGGAUAUGAAAUUGAUGAUGAUGAAGACAAAGGAGCAGAAAAGGAACUGAGGAUGAGCAAAGCCAUAAUAAUUCCGGGCGAAGACCGACAUGGAAAAAAUCUAUUUCGACUGUAUGUUCCAGAUGUAGAAUCUGCAAAUAGACUAGUGAAAAUUAAAAGUUUUGACGAUACAAAAAACGAGGCGUAUCACUUUAAAUGGGUCAGAGAUUAUAAUAUUGAUAGUGAUACCGUAAUGGAAAAUCAAGAUUUAUUAUUUGUAGAACAAAAUCCAACUGAUGGAAAAAAUGAGAAAAUAUUUUCUUAUUCUGAACUUUAUGUUGCAUCAGUACUUAAACGUAGAAGGGAUACCUCGGAACGAAUACAAAUGCCUGAAUUACAAGGCGGUAGUACGUACCUUAACGUAGAAUAUGUUCAAAACAUUGAAAAAAGGAUGCCGGAGAGACUAGAUAGUGAUGAUAAUGAUGAUUUUGAUAAGGACAUUGACAAAAAUAGUGAUAUAUCUGGGAAACGAAAACGCGAUGUCAAUGAUGAUUAUACAGAUAAUUGGACAUCUAACAGGAAAUUAAAGACUGAUAAUGAUGAAAAGGAAGGAUUAUUUGACGAAGAACUUGGCAGCGACAACACAAUUGAUGCUGACUAAAUUCUAUAUUAAAAUUUUUUUUAAAUAAGUUUUAUCACACUACUAGUUCUAGUGAUUUAGUAAUUAAUAAUUUAUAAUCUAUUAAGAUAGCUACAUUCUAAGUUAUUUAUAUAAAUGAUAUUUCAAAAAACAAU